AGGCGGAUAACAUCAGAACAGCCCGGAAAAUGUGAUUUGAACCGAGGAUUUCACUCAACACAAUCGCACGCGCUUCUUGUCAAACUUGCAUCGCUCUACUGGACUUACCGCUCCACUUAGACAAGCCGUCAAGUUCUGUCCUGGACCUAUUAUUGAGAACAUCUUGAACAAGUCUCACCACAAAGAUAACGGUGGCUAGACUUAUAUCGGGAUGCCUAGGGUAGACCACGACAAUGCUGGCCGGUCUUCUGACAAGAGCGGACCGCCGUCGAAAACCCGUAGCUGCGUGACUUGUUACACGCGAAAGGUCCGCUGCAACAAGGAGUCACCCUGCUCAAACUGCCGUCGCGCAGGCGUUCCUUGCAUUUUCCCAUCUACAGAACGGCCUGUUAGGUGGGCUCGCCGUUACGAGCGGGCUGGGACCGGAUCUGCCUCAAAACACGCAGAAUCAGAGAUAGCUGACGCUGCGACUCCCCAAGUCCUGAAACGCUUGAAGGGUCUCGAAAGUCUCGUCAAAGACUUACGAGGACAGCUGGAGCGCGCGAAUGUUGCCGCUGGGUCCUCUACCGGAAGCUCGCCAAAUGAGAGUUCUCCCAGGGGUUCUGCGAAUGAUGGUGGCACCAAUCGCGAGGCUGGGGUUUCUGGUUCUGACGCUGGGAAUCUGAGCGAUAAGUUUGGGAGAAUGGUGGUCAAAGAUGCACGUGGCGGUCGAUAUGUCAGCAGCGGGUUCUGGUCUCGAAUAUAUGAUGAGCUUGAUGGCCUCGAGAACGAUAGUCGUGGACUGCUUCCGGACAGAUCCUCUGAUUCAGAGGAUGACGAACUGCCUGCCACUUCAUUGACAAACGAUGAAAUUGAUCGGACACCGUGGAACCGAAACGCAUUUUUGUUCAAGCAGAACCUAAACAUGACAGGGCCUGAUUUGCGAGAGUUGCAUCCACUACCGUCACAAAUUCCGUAUCUUCUUGACAUCUUCCAGGAAAAUGUCAACUCGAUCAGCGGACUUAUUCAUUGUCCCACAGUGGCGAAGAUGCUACGCGACUCCCAAAAGACUGGCUUGAGUCCUUCGGACGAAUCUUUAGCAUUUUCAAUAUACUACGCAGUAGUGGUAUCUAUGGAAGAGGAAGAUGUGUUGUCCAACUUUGGCGUUCCAAAGAUUGACCUCAGCCUGAAAUAUCGCAUGGGGUUGGAAAAUGCCCUUGCCAAGGCCGAUUUCCUCAAUGCGCCAGACUUGACGCUCGUACAGGCUCUCACCAUAUUCAUAAGCCUGGCUCGCCGUCACGACAGUCCGAGGUUUGUAUGGAUGAUGACCGGUAUCGUCAUUCGGAUGGCACAAGCCAUUGGACUGCAACGGGACGGAUCUCGUUUUGAGCACAUGACACCAUUUGAAGUCGAGAUGAGACGAAGAGUCUGGUGGGUCCUAUACACGAUGGAUAUCAGAUCCUCAGAAGACCAGGGAAUGGAGUAUACAAUCGUAAAUGGCAGUUUUGACACCAAAUUUCCUCUCAACAUUAAUGAUACAGACAUCAGCCCUGAUACUAAGACCUCCCCAAAGGCUCGUGACGGUCUGACUGAUAUGACAUACCCCCUUGUAUGGUUAGAGAUGAGCGAAGCAACGAAGCAGAUGAUGAACAAAAGCACUAGCGGAGCGCUAGACAUGGCAGAGCAAGACCACAUGAUGGACGAGGCUUACCAGAAGCUGAACGGUGGAUUACUGCGGUACAUGGACGAAUCCAGCGAUGCUGUGUAUCGUAUCGGUGUUGUGAUUGCGCGCAUCGUCAUGGCAAAGAUGACGCUCCUCAUACACAUGCCGAUCCUGUUUUCCGAGACAGACCAACGACUCACCGCAGAGCUCAGGAAUCGUUUGUUCGUAGCAGGUCUGGAGAUUGCCGAGUAUAACCAUGAGUUGAACGAGGAACCAGCUGGUCGUCGUUGGCGAUGGGUCUAUCAAGUAUAUUCCCAUUUUUGGGCAAUCAUCUUCAUCUUGUUGGAGGUGUCUCGACGGCCAUGGUCACCUCUUGUUGAACGAGCCUGGCUUGCACUUCACAGCCCAUGGCUCAUUCCGGCUCAAUCGAAAGCUGACAAAACAUCUCAGAUUUGGGUACCGCUGCGCAAGCUGCUAGCCAAGGCGAGAAAACACCGCGACUCCGAGCUAGGUCGGCUUAGAAGUGAUGCCGAGGCAGCUUCUCUGCUGUUGAAAAGUGACGAAACGUUGCCCUGUCCAUCGAGCCCUGGUCUUUUCACGGGAGUAUUUGAUGUUACUGAGGUCUAUAGAGAACGCUGGCGCCGGGUCUUGGGAAUCUCCACCCAAGCCAGGUCUGUUCAAGAGCCUGAGCCUAUGACAGCACCAACUCCAACUGCCACAAAUACGCCUUCAACGCAAGGCCUCCAAGGGUAUCCACUCCAAGGCGAUGUGUACGCUCAUGGACCCAUGCCACACGAUCUUGACCUCUUGUACAACACUAUGCCAAUGGAAACGGGCAGUGAGAACAUAAUUCAAUACCCCGUAUGGCAGGAAUCCGGCAUAGUAGACCCCUCUAGCACAGCAUGGCCUAUUGAUCCCAGUUUCCCUGCAUGGUUGUGGCAAAACGAGGAUCCGUCUCUUGGUGCUGCUAACCUUAACUUUGCAGCUGCUGAUACGAACAUGGACCUCGACGUUGACUGGUACGACUGGAUCAAAUCUACCGGAGGCAUGGGUUGAGCUCACCUAUUCGGACGACAUGAACAGCUAGUCGU
Molecule: messenger RNA, 2733 nt
Organism: Pseudovirgaria hyperparasitica
Lineage: Eukaryota; Fungi; Ascomycota; Dothideomycetes; Acrospermales; Acrospermaceae
Exons: 2
Coding region: 212-2698 (828 amino acids)
Biological process (GO): regulation of DNA-templated transcription; DNA-templated transcription
Molecular function (GO): DNA-binding transcription factor activity, RNA polymerase II-specific; DNA binding; zinc ion binding
Source: RefSeq, a predicted model, not a curated record